Messenger RNA from Trematosphaeria pertusa, 850 nucleotides. RefSeq lists its product as uncharacterized. The transcript has 3 exons. Bases 123 to 719 code for a protein of 198 amino acids. Lineage: Eukaryota; Fungi; Ascomycota; Dothideomycetes; Pleosporales; Trematosphaeriaceae. The record is from RefSeq and is a predicted model, not a curated record.
GAGGAUCAGCCGCUUGAGUCCGGCGGAUAGGUUUCCUUACCCCCGAGCAUCGUAUCUCACGCAGACGGUCAACUAGACCAGCAGCAGACAGGUCCGUGGUGUAUUCUGGGUGAAAGAAGACCAUGGUCUUCCUGGUGUCCCGAGUCGGCAAACAACACUUUCACCUGACGCAAGCUCGCUCCUUUUCACUCCGCUGCAUCUACGACACGCGCAAUGCUAUUGUUUCUGAAACUCACAAUAGAGCAAGCAAAGAUUUUGGCGGCAAGACCCCCUGCAUGUUCCUCCGGGUAGUAGAGGUAUUCAUACUAUUGAGCCUGCCACCAAGUCCAAGGGCGCCGGCGUCAGCAAGAACAAGAAAAAGGCCACUCCGAACCGUCGUCAGCGCGUCGACACUAUCGCUGCCGUCGCCCAAGCCCAGCAGAACGCUCACGACAACGCCGGCGCAAACGCCGAUCUCACCAUCAAUGAUACCAUCAAUGUCAACCCCAGCGUCAACGCCAACGGCGACGCCGACGUUGAAGCGGAUCUUGCUGCUCUUCGGACCACUAUUGCUCAGCAAGCAACGGAGAUCGAGCACCUCCGCGCCAACGUCACCAAUGAUGAGGCCACUAACGCCAACCCUACCAACGCCGACGCCACCGGCGCCGAUGCCGAAGAUAACGUCGCAGCUCUCCAUGAUAAGAUCGCCCACAAGGAGAAAGAAAUCCAAGAUCACAUAAGGGAGCGCGAGUGGGUCUUCGCCAAAGUGCAAUGGCUUGCCAAUCGCGAUGCGGACGCAAGAGAUGAUCGAGCUAAGGAGUCGUGGAUUGCCAUGCGAGAACUCGUCCGCCGAAGCAACACUUUCCACGAG